Molecule: messenger RNA, 1297 nt
Organism: Kockovaella imperatae
Lineage: Eukaryota; Fungi; Basidiomycota; Tremellomycetes; Tremellales; Cuniculitremaceae
Exons: 7
Coding region: 108-1220 (370 amino acids)
Biological process (GO): peptidoglycan biosynthetic process
Molecular function (GO): ATP binding; D-alanine-D-alanine ligase activity; metal ion binding
Source: RefSeq, a predicted model, not a curated record
GGUCCAUGGGCUAGCUAUGUUAUAUGAGUCUCUCAUAAGCCGGACUUUGAAGACUUGAAACGCAGUCCAUCCCCAUCCGCUCUGUAUCUGAAGACCAACUCGUCCGAAUGACAUCUCGAGCUCUUCAAUCCAUGAGGGUAGCUCUGUUGCACCAGGGUGCUCCAGUUCCUCACGUAGGAGGUGUCAUCAAGCCCAUGAAGCCUGGUGGCUAUUCUGACAGUAGUGCCGAUAUCGCCUAUGCGCUAAAGACCCGAGGAAUCAACGUGAUCACGCCAGCCUCACACCCAGAUGUUCGAAAAGAUCUCGAUUGGUCAUUCCCCGAUACACCCUCUGCUAUCCGCCAAGCCGUAACAGAGCAUGGCGUCAAUGUCUUUUGGGCUAAUACGAUCUUACAUUCCAAGCAUGCCAUUGUUGAAUUGGCGGAUUUCCUCAUCGAAAAGCGAGUCAAGAUGGUCGGACAGAGUCCAUUGGAUACGGAGAAGUACGACGAUAAAGAGUGGUUGAAUCGAUGGCUUGUUCAGAGUCAUGAGGGGUUGCAGCGGUGUUUUGCAGAGAAUCAAUUGAUCACAGCGAAAGAUGUUGAUCGACUCGACGAGCUCAACUUGCCGGCUGUCAUCAAGCCUGUAAGAGGUCGAGGAUCCCACGGAGUCAAAGUCGUGAGGGAUAAAGAGCAAUUGAAGAGGGGUGUCGAAGCGUUGUUGAAGGAAUCAGAUGCGAUCAUCUAUGAGGAAUUCUUAGAAGGGGAAGAAACAACUAUCACAGUGAUGCCUCCAGGAGAAUACACCAAUGGAAGGAAGGAAGGCUACUGGGCUCUUCCUGUCGUUACUCGAUUCGACCAAGUUGAUGACGUCGCGCCGUGGAACGGGACAGUGCCAGUCAUGGACAACAGCAGAGCUUUGACUCCAGAGGAGCAUGCCGCAGACCCAGCGUACGGUAUCGCUCAACGUCAAUGCGAGCUCGUAGCGGAGGCUUGUCAAGCCACCGCGCCGAUCCGUAUAGAUUGUCGAAGACGAAGGCGAUCAGAGGGAAACGGUGGAGAGAUCAUCCUCUUUGACGUUAACAUGAAACCGAAUGCCACGGGGACUGGCAGACCUGGGAGAGAGAAGCAGACAUCUUUGGUGGCCCUCGCAGCAGAGGCGAUUGGGUGGGACUACCCCGAGUUGUGUGUCAAUACUUUGGCUCAAGCUGUGGACCUGAAGAGCCUGCUCGAUCGAGAAUGAUGAGUGAGGGAAAAGCCGCAUGCAACAUCCCGUGCGCUUUCCUCAUCUUCCGUCAUUCAUUCACGCAUGAGAUUAAU